Messenger RNA from Monomorium pharaonis (pharaoh ant), 1623 nucleotides. Its product is annotated as serine/threonine-protein kinase RIO3. The coding region runs from base 241 to 906 and encodes 221 amino acids. The transcript is spliced from 4 exons. NCBI's taxonomy places the organism in Eukaryota, Metazoa, Arthropoda, Insecta, Hymenoptera, Formicidae. The record is from RefSeq and is a predicted model, not a curated record.
UGUGCGUGACUUGCGUGAGUGCUCGGGCUCGGAUUGGAAAUUGGAAUCGUAACACAGGUUUGCACAGGUCCAUCACGUUCCGUGUAACAUUUGCGGAACAAGAAGAAAGGUGUUUUGAAUAAGGGGGAAUAUUUUUUUGAAAGUCGUAUCUAUCUCGCUUCAAUUUCUGUACGCGCAACAUCGUGCUCGUGUUGCACAACUUCAAUUCAUUCCGGAUACAAUUACAAUAAUUACGAAGUAAUGGCAACUCCGAAAGUGUGGGCAACAAUACAACCUCUGGAGAGUCCGGCGAAUCUACUGGAUAUCACGGCGGAACAAUUGGCCGCGAGUAUGCAAGAGAGGGAGUGGAAGAAAUACUUUCACGAGAACAUCUGUGAAGCAGACAAAAAGAUUGGAGAAACGUAUGACGCGAGUGACACUGACAACGAUGAAGUUAUAGCAAAUUUGUUACAAACUCAAUUUAAUCGUGAAUAUGACACGAUGUUGAAGCGUACAGAAGAGAAGUUUAAUCGUGAUUCAAAAGUGAGCAUCUCGUACAGUAAUUACCGUAGUUCUUUAUACGAUAUCAAAGAUGAAGAUUACACAGAUUCCAGCAUGGAUGAUAAUAACAGGGAUUUUGAUCGUUUUGUCAGCAUAGAGAAAGAAUAUGCCUCGAUACCACGUUGCGGUUACAAGAAGGUGGGAAAAAAUUCUCAGAUUGUUACGAAGCAUGACAUGUUAAUGUCUUCCAGGAUUAACGCCUGUCGAGUAUUACAAUUCCCACCAGGAAUUGACACAGGAGACACAGGCGGUUUUGAUGUUAAACUAAACAACAAAGUGUACAACACCUUGCGCGCUUACAGUCACGCACAAUAUUCCAAAGAGAGGGCAAAAGUUUUGCCGAAAUCUAAAACGCAUCCAAAAUAGAAUAUCAAUCUGGAUACGGUUUCUUCCUAAUAGCAGUAUUUUGUACCUCGUCAACGUGCGAUAUGCAUCUUGGUGUUUUAUUAUAUUAAAAUAUUGCAUUAAUAAAAUCAAUCGGUAUCUUAAAUUAUUAUUAUCAAAAACAAAUCAUUUCAUAUAAUUAUUUAUGAAAUAAUAUUAAUUUGAUACUUUAAUAAUUGUGCAAUAUUUAUCAACUCAAAUACUGAUAAAUAUCGCUAAGGGAAUACGGAAUAUCUGUUCUUUUAAUUUUCCGCAAUUAUUUAUGCUCACUUAUUGUAAAUACAUCAAGGUGCUUUCAUAUAAUAAAAUGGAUGAGUUUGUACAUAAUUUAGUUAAAUGUACAGUAUAUAAAAUUGAAAAAACUAAAUCUUUUAAUGGGGAAAUUGUGGUUAGAACUGAAAUAUAUCCUUUACAUACACACGCAUACGCGCACACACGCACACACACACACACAGCAGCAUAAAAAAAAUAUAGAUUCAGCUACAAGAGGAAACAAUUGCAUAAAAUUGCGAAACAGAUGAUGUUGCUGUUGUUCUAUAAAUAGAUAUGACUAUACUGGUUGAUAACCGAUAAAAUUUAAUGUUUCUUUCGCAUCAGACAUAUCAAAUGUACAAAUUAGGCGUAUUACACAUUUUCUUGUUAAAUCAAAAGGUUGUGUAAGUACUAUUGAAUACAAUAUUAAUAAAAAUAAUCAGUCAC